Acipenser ruthenus (sterlet) is the source of this 2381-nucleotide messenger RNA. RefSeq names its product UDP-GlcNAc:betaGal beta-1,3-N-acetylglucosaminyltransferase 7-like. The record is from RefSeq and is a predicted model, not a curated record. Gene Ontology annotation, molecular function: hexosyltransferase activity. Lineage: Eukaryota; Metazoa; Chordata; Actinopteri; Acipenseriformes; Acipenseridae. Gene Ontology annotation, cellular component: membrane. Bases 210 to 1418 code for a protein of 402 amino acids. The transcript has 2 exons.
GUGUGUGUGAAGAGGUGCGGUGAUCAGAGGCCGGUGGAGAUACACACUUUGACAUCGCAUUCGAUUGCAGGAGCUCGAGCAGCACGCAGCGGGGUCGGGUCCGAAGCACAGUCAGGGGUUAGAGUCCGUCCGCGAGAUCGCCGUUUCCUUUUCUUAACGCUAUUAUAUUUAACUGUAUUAUAUUUCCAAUACAGUAUCGUUAAAAAAAAAUGUUGAGCACCAGAGAACGAUGGAAGAUUUGCAAAAGUGUGUGCGUGAUGUCUUUCAUCAUUGUGGUGACUCUGACCAUUGCGCAAAGGGGCACCACCACCAGCGGAGACCGUCUUCCAGUGCAGCUUUCACAGGGAGAGCUCAAAACCCAGAAGCGAAACGCCCUCCCCGCGGGACACAACUUCUGGAAUCAAAAGAAACACAAGGCUACCACCGAGGAAGCCACAGUGACCGACGACAGACCCCAGAGCCGGACCUGGGACGUGACCACCACCAACUGCACUGCCAACUUGAACUUCACCCACAUGGAGUGGUUCGGUGGCCUGGAGUCUAACUUUCAGCAGUUCCUGCUCUACAGACACUGCAGGUAUUUCCCCAUGGUCAUCAACCACCCCGAGAAGUGCAGUGGAGACGUCUACCUCUUGAUCGUCAUCAAGUCCAUCAUAACGCAGCAUGACCGCAGGGAGAUCAUCAGGAAGACCUGGGGCAAGGAGAGGGAGGUCAACGGCAAUAAGGUCAAGACCUUGUUCCUCCUAGGGGCCGCCUCCAAGGAGGGCGAGCAAGCCAAUCACCAGAAGCUCCUGGAAUAUGAAGACUACAUCUACGGUGACAUCCUGCAGUGGGACUUCAUGGAUAGCUUCUUCAACCUCACUCUGAAAGAGGUCCACUUCUUGAAGUGGUUUUCCACCUACUGUGAAAACGUGCAGUACAUAUUCAAAGGUGAUGACGACGUUUAUGUCAACACGGAGAACAUCAUGGAGUUUCUGGAUGGUAGCAAGGUUACAAAUCUGUUCGUUGGGGAUGUGCUCUACAGGGCAAAACCCAUUAGAAAGAAGGAGAAUAAAUAUUACAUCCCCGAUGCCCUGUAUAAUAAAACACACUACCCACCCUAUGCUGGGGGAGGGGGGUUCCUGAUGGACGGGCAUGUGGCUAGAAAAUUAUACGGAGCUUCGGAAACCUUGGACCUCUAUCCCAUUGAUGACGUCUUCCUUGGAAUGUGCCUGGAAGUUCUCCAUGUGACUCCCGUCAAGCACGAUGGCUUCAAGACCUUUGGGAUUGUGAAGAACAAGAACAGCAAAAUGAACAGAGAACCUUGCUUUUUCAAAAGCUUAAUAGUGAUCCACAAGCUGCUCCCUCCGGAACUCAUGCACAUGUGGAGUCUGGUCAAGAGAAACCUCGUUUGCUCACGGAAAAUAGAGGUUUUAUAGCCGUCUAGAUGCUUUACCAGUACCAGGAGCCUAGGGGACUGACAACUACCCCAGAAACUGCACUGUAAAAAACUAUUUAUAUUUGAGUUGACUCAAAGAAAAGUACUCUGUCUACGGAGAACACUGUACUGUACGGGUUACAUCCCUGUGUGGGCCAGCUUUCGUGUUUUUUUUUAUUUUUAUCAAAUUCAUUAUUUUAUUUAGGUGACAGAAUCUGGGUAGGCAUGAAGAGACCAAAUAGCCGAAUGUAAAUCCCGUACUUAUCUGUACCGACAGUUAUGCAGUACAGAAUGCAUAGUUUACAAGAGCUACCCAAGGGAAGGUCAUGAGCUAAAAGGGGAAAAGACUUUGUAUCCAACCAAAAAUAAAUAAAUAGAGAAUGUCUCUAGGAAAGCUUGUAACUUUAGGUAGCAUCGUUAGUAAUGCUAUGCAAUAUUAUUUGUUAUCGAUUUAAGAUGGGGUGCUCCCUAAGCAUGUGCAGAUCUUCUUCUCAAAGGGAGCAGUUUGAAGUAAAGCUACUCUACCUCACAAGGCGUCAUUCCUAUUGUCUCAGCAAUGAAACGUGUCCCCGCUUAUCAGAACCAACACGCUAGAAGUAAAAUAGCUUUUAUGAGAAGCGUCCUCAAGUGACAUUUAUAAAAGAAUAAUAAUAAUAAUAAUAAUAAUAAUAAUAAUAAUUGCACAAAGAAAAAGAGAAAAAGGGUAAUAUCUAUCUAUAUAUAAAGAAAGGCUGGUACCGGGAUGUAAGUUAUUGCCAGGUUUUUCUUCUUCACAUUCCCACUGAUAUACAAGGAAGUUUAAAGUCAAAUUCUUUGCUGUCUAUGUGAAUGUGAAAGAAUGAAAAUCUAAUGAAUUGUAAUGGAAUGCUGUUAAGGCACAAGGGCUUUGUUAUAAACCUGUACAAAUGCAAAUAUUUCAGCAGUAAUAUAAUGUUGUUUGGAAAUAAAUACCUUUUAAAAAGAA